AUGGACGAAAGUUCGAGCACGGAAGUAGUCAUUUCCUGGUCGGGUAUCUGGGUGACAGGCCUGGUAAGUUUCGUCCAAGGGCUCGUCUUUUACAGCUUCUUCCGCUACCGGCGCGGCAAGGACGCUCCGGCGGAACAGUACGAUUUGUACGAACCCCGGCAACACACGCGACAACAUCGCUCCCCGCCUCCGUUUGCUGGAUCCUGGUAUAAGGCUGCGUGGAAUGUCUCGCAGGAAGAAACUUUGCGCUGCGUGGGGUUGGAUUCCUACAUGUUUCUGCGCUUUUUGCGCUUGGGAGCCCGGAUCUGCACCAUGGGAUGCGUGCUGGCGCUCGUACUCAUCCCAACCUACGCCACGGGCGAAGAGCGGGGUAGGAGCACGCAACAAUUUAAUCAACUCACCUUGGCGAGGGUUUCGGCGGAUUCCAAGCGACUCUGGGCCAGCUUGAUUGCCUGGUGGAUCUUCGUGGGUUUUGUCUUGUACGAGCUGUGGAACGAAUGGGUCCUGUACGCGCACAAUCGCUACGAAUUCCUAGCCCGAGGAGAUGUCGAUAUGCCCAAAGGAUACCGCUACGCCGUACGAGUGGAGCAAAUCCCUCCGGCCUACCGAACCGACCAAGCUCUCUUGGAUUAUUUCGAGAGACUCUUUCCGGGAUCCGUAGAGCAAGCUACGGUCUUUUGGAAAACGGACAAAUUACAAGCCUUGAUUGAUGAGAGACAAGUUACUAUUGAAAAGUUGGAAUCGGCCGUUGCCUUCACCCACGGCAAGCCCAACAAGCCACGCCCGAAGGUAAAGGUUGGUGCCACCAUGGGUCUUUGCGGAGGCUCACCCACCGACGCGAUCGAACACUACAAGAUUGAAAUUGACCGUUUGAACGAAGCCAUUGAUAUGGAACGUUCCAUGUUCGAUUCGUCCGAGGCUGGAAAAGCAACAAGCUCCAAGAGGGUUGACGUAGACGAUGGAAAUAUUGAGACUAGCUUUUCCGCUGAGGAUCAGCACAGUGGCAAGGCCGAUACUUCAACGGCAUUUGUAACCUUUUCCAAUCUUCGCACCAAGCAAGCAGCGGUACAGUGUGAGCUGACCGGCAACCCUGACAGCAUGAUCAUCUUUCCCGCUCCCGACCCCAAAGGCGUUCUGUGGAAGAACAUUUCUGUACCUCUACCGCAGCAAAAAAUUCUGCAAGUCCAAGCCGCUGCUUUGUGGUUAGCUGGGAUUCUCUUUUGGGCAGCCCCCGUUUCGUUUGUCACAAGCAUUGCCAAUCUCAACUCCAUUUUGGAGUCAAUCGGUGUGGACUCGGCAAACCCCGACGCCUUUUGGUAUGGUUUAGUCAGUGGUUUGUUGCCUGUCAUUGCUCUCGCCAUCCUCAUGGCGGUCCUGUAUAUGGCGAUUGUUGCAGCAGCGAAGCAAUUCGUUCGUUACAAGAGUAUGGCUGAAGUUGACGCCUACGCGCUCUACUGGCAUCAAUUGUUUCAAUUUGCAAACUUGUGGUUGAUUUUGAUUGGAGGGAGCGUCUUCAAUCAAAUUGAUGCCUUGAUUUCCGAUUUCAACAUCAGUGCCAUCGUUGACAUUAUCGCGUCAGCCUUGCCAGGGGCCUCCGUCUUCUUCGUCAACAUGAUGCUUGUCUCGUCCUUUGGUUCCUUUGGAAUGGAGCUCUCCAUGCUUCCUACCUAUGGAAUCAAACUGAUCAUGCAGAUGAUUCAACCCGAGGCGAUGCGUACACAGCGGCAGUUGGACCAAGGAAAAGAGCCACCCUCGCUUGAAUGGGGACAGAAGGUCCCACCCGUGGUUUUUAUGUUUCUCGUCGUAGUCCUUUACAUGCCGAUCGUCCCACUCAUGGAGGUCUUUGGUUUGAUCUAUUUUGCCGGCAGCUACUUGGUCAUGAAGCAUCAAUGCCUACACGUGUAUGCCCAAGAGUUUGAAGGCGGUGGUGACGCUACCUGGCAGAAACUUUUCGGCUUUUUGAUUGCCUGUUUGUACAUGGGUGAAGUUAUCUUCAUUGCGUACAUGGGAAUCAAAGAGGCCCCGGCUCAGGGUGUCCUCGGAUUUUUCCCCUUGGUGGGGACCAUUAUCAUGCAAGCGGUCUUGAAACGAAACAUUAUCCAACCGCUGGCCAAUCUGUCGCUCGAGGUGGCCGCCACGGUGGAUAUUGAAGAUGGCGAGCUCGAUACCACUACAGGCGAAACUGGUAAGCUGUACGGUAUGCCAGCGUUGGACCCGGAUCAGGAAGAACGUGGUCCCAUGCCGUACCGUCGUGACGGAACCCACAGUGACGGCACUGGCGAUAUGAAUAUGGAACAAGGGACGGAAACGGGAUUGGAAGACGUUAGACUGGAUGAUACCAAGCCAGGAUCGGACAAGCGUCGUUUCGUUUAG
This is a messenger RNA of Phaeodactylum tricornutum CCAP 1055/1, 2373 nucleotides long. RefSeq names its product early-response-to-dehydration protein (gene ERD). The transcript has 2 exons. Gene Ontology annotation, cellular component: plasma membrane. Bases 1 to 2373 code for a protein of 790 amino acids. Gene Ontology annotation, molecular function: calcium-activated cation channel activity. The record is from RefSeq and is a predicted model, not a curated record. Lineage: Eukaryota; Bacillariophyta; Bacillariophyceae; Surirellales; Neidiaceae.